AUGAGGCAAAAUGAUAAGCGUUUGCUAGCUGUGGGAGAGAUCAGCAAAGAGAGUGGAUUGAGCUUGUGGAACCUCAAUGCCUUGAAAGAGAAACCUCGGUUCAGCAAACUAAAAGGACACAUCAAGAACGUGGACCUGUGGGAAGAACUGCUCCUUGCACUCUCCAAAGGAGGUGGUUUGAGCGUGCAUGACCUGAACGAUCCACGGAGUCAGCCCACUUUGCUCAGCAAAAGAGAUGACGGCCAGGCCCUUGAUGUGCACUGGAUAGGCGGUCGAGCACUUGCAGCCUUUUCGAACAAAGUAGCGCUCAUCAACGUUGAGAAUGGACACGCCGAGUACUUGAACGUGCCAGCAUUGCGGGAUCCAGCAGUGAGCCCGCUGGGCCCACAUGUUGCAGUUGCGGGCCCAUCCUCAUGCAUGCUCUGGGACCUGCGAAGGUCUGUCACAGCUGUAGAGAUGGCCUGGCCUGGUGGCUUCACAUGCCGAACUCUGGCUAGACUCGUGUCAGACCACACCUUGGUGGCAGGGGGGUUUGGUCAAGUCCCUUUGCACUACAUGGACUUGCGGAUGCCCUCCAACCUGCCAACUUACCCAGUGCCAAGAUUGCCAAGCUCUGGCCUUUUGGAGAUCCAGCGCCUGCUGACUGGAAACCCUUGUGUGUCAGCCCAGUUUCAGGAUCGGAGUUUAGCGACUUGGCACCUUGACACCGGCACCCUUCUCGGCUGGUGGCCGUCCUCCAGAUGCCUAUCAAUACCAUCAGGCACAGCCGCUAUUGCCUGGCCUGGCAUUGCUGCGGCAGAUGAUGGCCAUGCUUAUGUGGCACUCCCGGGCAAGCGAGCAGUUGGAGGAUCUGGAACAUCAGCGCCAAUGAUGAGACAAAGAAAAGAAGGACUGAAAGGAGGAAAAGGAAAAGAAGGGGGACAAGUGAAAAUGCAGGGCCCGAAGGCAGCACCUUCUAAAGCGCCAAGAAAAGAUAGCCAAAAGUCCCAAGAGACAGAAGCACCACGAGAGGAGGAAAGCCAAAGGUCUCAGAAGCUACGAACAAGUGAGGAUGUGUACCAUCGCAUUCUGCACGACAGCCGCUUUGACCCCAAAGAAGUGAGCAUAGGUUAUGAGGACAGAUUCCUGGGGCCAAUGGAAGUGAAACUGCUUGACUUUCAACCAGGCGGGGAUAUCCCUUUACAUCGGAUUUAUUACUUCCGUCGUGGAGCUGAAGUAUUGUGGGAUCGCAAGCAUCGUUUAGACAGAAUCUUCAAUGCGGAGGCCGCUGAAGCCGCCCCUGAAACAGUGGAAGCGAUUCAGAAAGCCCGAAGGACAGCUGAAAAGAUAGAACAGGGAAUCAUCAAGGUUCGUGGCCGGAGGGGCAGCAACAAGGUAACUCCAAAGGAAGAAGCUGGAAUGAAAUACUACCGUGACGAAGGCUGCUGGGUGCAAGCCCCAGCCACACAUUUCGUGCAGCUGACCGAACUGAAGGUUCUCACCCUGAACGUUCUGUUUGAGCUCUUUGGUGAUGUAAAGACGCACAUGGAGGUGAGAAUGGCCCACAUGUUCCAAGAACUAGAGAGGGCUCAAGCAGAUAUCCUUUUGCUGCAGGAGGUGACGCCAUCCUUCGUGCAGACAAUACUGGCUCAACACUGGGUGCGAGAUCACUAUUGGUCAAGCUGCGGUGACAUAGACACAGCAUCGGUGAACCCAUCUGGGCAGCUAACUCUGUCGCGACUGCCAAUGAGAUCUGUGGUAUGUGCACGCAUCAGUCAGCACAAGACUGUUAUACUGGCGACGAUGUCACUCUCAUUUCGCUCUAAAGAGGUAGCGGUUGUCAUUGCCAACCUCCAUUUGACAGCAGACCUCAAUGAUGCCUCUGGCACUCGACGCAACCAUAGAGUAGAGCAGCUGCAGACCUGCGAAGCGUUGAUCAAUGACAGGCUUCAACCAGGCGACCUCGGACUGAUUGCCGGCGAUUUUAAUGACUCUGCACCAGCCAUCAGCAGCAACUUCAUUGAUGUUUGGGACCGGGAUGAAGGCUACACCUUUGAUCCGCGAGUGAACACGGUGGCACAGCAUGUGGUGGCUGCAGUUGGCGGCUGCAAGGAUCCCCGCAGAAUCGAUCGGAUCUAUGUGGGAUCAGGGAGCUGGCAGUUCCAUGCAGAACUCUUUGCUACCGAGCCAUUUCGUCUUGAGGAUGCAAGCAAGCCUGACCAAGAAGAUCAAGCAUGGUACAUAUCCGAUCAUUUUGGUGUCCUUUGCCGCUUUUGGUGCGAAGACAGCCUUGGAGACACCAGCAAUGGAGACGAGCAGGUCCUGCUCCAAAAGCCAGCAGCUGUUUUGGAGUCAAAUGUAUUGAGAGCCAUCACACUACAAGACAUUGAAAGCGUCUCAGUGGAGCUCUUCCUUUUGGGGUCAGCGGCCCUUGGGAUUUCGGACUCAGGCAGUGAUGUGGAUGUGUUGGCUUGCUCUUCCAGCAUCUCUUCCACCAAGUUUUUCGAUCUUGCUUCGGAAGCACUGCAGCAGCACGGCAUUGGCCCAGUGGAUCGGGCAAUGGACGCCACUGUGCCAUUGCUUAAAUUCCAGGCCGGUGACGUGCACAUCGAGGUGCAGUUCACAGAACUCUCGGCUGAGCAGAUAGCAGAGCUGCGAUGCAGUCACACCAACGCAGCCACGGACCCUGUCAUUGCAAAUGCAGCUGCAAACGCUGCCUUCAAGUCUUUGGAAGCGAUUCUCUUUACACAGAGUCCCCAGUGCCAGGUUGGGCUUGCUGCAGCGUUGGAUGCCUGGGCACUUUCUCGGCAGCUUCGAAGACGCUUUGAGCAUUUUCGUGCUUUAACAGUUGAGGUGAAGCAUUGGGCACGGCAUAGGCAGCUGCUUGGAACAUCCUUUGGAUUUCCAGGCGGAUUUGCUUGGGCGCUCCUCGCAAGCAAGGAGGUUCUGGGCAGCUCUGAGGACAUCCUGCUCCUGGCCUUGAUUGCGUGUGAAAUGGCACUCAAAAUUAUGUGGCAUUCAUUAUUUUAA
This is a messenger RNA of Durusdinium trenchii, 3009 nucleotides long. The record is from the annotation of a GenBank genome assembly. NCBI's taxonomy places the organism in Eukaryota, Dinophyceae, Suessiales, Symbiodiniaceae.